AGCUUGUGUGGGGAGCAUGAAAGCCACGCUUCCAAGUAUUUUCUCCAAAAUACACCAAUUCAUCUCUCUCUUAUCUUCUUCUUGUUCCUCUCAACUCUUCUUUUUCAAUCCUUUCAAAAAUCAAAGCAGCACCUCCAGGCAAACAGAAAGAAGCAAAACAAAAGCAGAGCAAAUACGUAAAUGGCGCUUCAGGCCGCGCCAACACUACCCUUUAAAACAGUUAAUUCUCCACUUGCUCCAACACCCAAUGCCGGCCUCCGGCCACCAUAUGAUCGCUUUGCUUUGAAAUCGCCGUUCUUUUCUCCAUCGCUUCAUCUCUUGCUUCCUUCUCGUCUUGCCACUAACACUGAUUCAGCUGCUCCAAGGUUUUCCAUGCGUGUGGCCCCCAAGCAAGCUUAUAUUUGCCGGGAUUGCGGGUAUAUAUAUAAUGAGAGGACUCCCUUUGAGAAAGUUCCUGAUAGUUAUUUUUGUCCCGUAUGUGGUGCUCCAAAGAGGAGAUUCAGGCCAUAUCAGCCAGCUGUGGCAAGAAAUGCUAAUGAAAAAGAUGUGAGAAAGGCUCGAAAAGAACAAACGAAAAGAGAUGAAGCUGUUGGGAGGGCACUGCCUAUUGGAAUUGUGGUCGGAAUUGCAGUACUCGCCGGUUUAUACUUUUAUCUCAACAGUACCAUUGGCGGCUGAAUGAAAUCGACUAAAUUCUGUCAAAUCUUAUAGAAUUUACAGGACCAAUGUUGUGAUUUUGUUA
Hibiscus syriacus is the source of this 742-nucleotide messenger RNA. RefSeq lists its product as uncharacterized. The transcript has 4 exons. The coding region runs from base 181 to 678 and encodes 165 amino acids. The record is from RefSeq and is a predicted model, not a curated record. Lineage: Eukaryota; Viridiplantae; Streptophyta; Magnoliopsida; Malvales; Malvaceae. Gene Ontology annotation, molecular function: iron ion binding.